Seminavis robusta is the source of this 729-nucleotide messenger RNA. The record is from the annotation of a GenBank genome assembly. NCBI's taxonomy places the organism in Eukaryota, Bacillariophyta, Bacillariophyceae, Naviculales, Naviculaceae.
AUGCUCCAGCUAGCGCUCGCCAUGUCAAGGAGGGUGGUUAUUGCGCUCUCACUUGGUAUAGUUUCCUUGUCGCCAGCUUUGGCCAUGACGGUGUCGCCACCUCCCACACUGAUUGCUGCCGAUCCAUCGCUGUACCUAAAGCCGUCCCAAUGGAUCGACUUUGAGCAUCCGGAGAUUCAAGCCAAGGCUGCUGAAUUGGCGGUCAAAGCAAGUGACAACCACGGCAUUAUUCGAUCCUGCUUUGAGUUUGUUCGAGACGAAAUCAUGCACAGUAGCGAUUAUCAACAAGAUCCCGUCACCUGCAAGGCAUCGAAUGUCCUGCAACACAAGACGGGAUACUGCUACGCCAAGAGUCACCUGCUGGCAUCACUCUUGCGAGCCAAUGGGAUUCCUACGGGUCUCUGCUACCAGCGAUUGACCAUUGCCGAUGACGACAGUGGACCACCGUAUUGUCUGCAUGGAUUGAAUGCCGUCUACUUGCCGGAAACCAAAGAGUGGUUUCGAGUCGACCCUCGAGGUCUCAAGCCAACCAUUCAACAGGCGGUCUUUGAUCCACCACACGAAGUAUUGGCAUUUCCCAUCCGAACAGACAUUGGGGAAGCAGAUUUUCCCCGCGUCUACAUCGAUCCGUUGCCCCUGAUCGUCGAGACACUGACCACCCGCACCAAGUCUUGGAAGGAUGUCCUGGAUCACCUUCCAGAUGCCGAAGCGCUCGAGGAGGCAGGGUAG